GCUGCUGUGGGACAUUCUGUGAUUUACGGUGUGACAUGUAAUGAUUUUGUGCAUUGUAAAAUCACGGUAAACUUGUCUGUGAUUAUUGACACGGACACUAAAGAUAAAUGGAGCAGUAGUUUGUUACAAGUACAGAUAACGAGGAGGAGGAGGAAGAAGAAGAAGAAGAAGAAGAGCAGCGCUGCUGCUGGACUGUGAUGUGAAGGAACGACGGAGGAGGAGGAGGAGACGACACUUUUUUCUGCUUUUUUUCUGGGAACGACUCCGUCCGUUCAUCCGGUGGGCGCCUCUGUAACCGGCCACCGGGUUAAUAACUCAUUAAUUUACCCGCCUGCAGCAGCAGCUCCACAGGACAAUGAGGAGAAGUGUCCAUCUCCAGGAUGUCACCUCGCUCACUCCUCCAGCCGUAGCCUCCUCCUGAGCCUCAAAACCGGCUUGUUAACAGUUCUGUCCUCUGUCACGCCUCUGGUGGAGCUGACGUGAAGGAGCAAGGCCAGGUGAUGGAGGAGGACGAGGUGGUGGUGGUGGUGAGCAUAGAGUAUCUGCUGGAGCAGACCAUGCAGAAGGACCUGGGGAGGAGGCUCCAGGAGGGUCAGGAGAUCAUAGAGAUCAUCCUGGACCAAGAGAGGUCUCCUGACCUGGAGCAGGACCAAAAUACGCUGGACAGGAUGGUGGACGCGGUGGCCAGCUCCUGGGUCAACUCCAGCAACUUCAAGGUGGUUCUGUUGGGGAUGGACAUUCUGUCGGCUCUGGUCAGUCGACUGCAGGAGAAAUUCAGGACACAAGUUGGAACUGUUCUGCCGAGCCUCAUCGAUCGACUCGGAGACGCCAAGGACCAAGUUCGGGACCAGGACCAAGCACUUCUGCUGAAGAUCAUGGACCAGGCUGCAAACCCACAGUACGUGUGGGAGCGAAUGGUGGGUGGCUUCAAACACAAGAACAACCGGACCAGAGAAGGACUCUGCCUCUGCCUCAUCUCAACAUUAAACGUGUUUGGAUCUCAGAGUCUGACGCUCAGUAAAAUCGUUCCUCACAUCUGUAACCUCCUCGGAGACCCCACCAGUCAGGUGCGAGACGGCGCCAUGAACUGCCUCAUCGAGAUCUACCGACACGUUGGAGAGCGAGUGCGCAUUGACCUGGGAAAGAAGGGUCUGCCUCAGUCACGGCUGAAUGUCAUCUUCAGUAAAUUUGACGAAGUUCAAAGGUCGGGGAACAUGGUCCUGUCACCUCUGUCCGACAAAAACUUCGAGGACGAUGACUCGGUGGACGGUGGCCGCUCCUUGUCCUCGUCCAAAGCAGCCCCGCUCUCCGGGAAGAAGACGGUGAGCAUGGGGACGUUUCGCCGGCCAAGCUCCGCCUCCAGCAGCAAGUCUGCAGGGAAGGACGGCUCUGGAGCAGGAGCAGGAGCUGUGGACGAGGACGACUUCAUCCAGGCCUUUGAGGACGUUCCCACAGUGCAAAUUUACUCCAACAGAGAAGUGGACGAGGCCAUGACCAAGAUACGUGACGUGCUGUCGGACGACAAGAAGGACUGGGAGCUGAGAGUGGCAGCUCUGAAGAAGGUGCGUUCGCUGGUCCUGGCUGGAGCUCCAGAGUUUGAAGGGUUCCCGCAGCAGCUGCGGCUCAUGGAGGCGGCGUUCAAGCUGUCGGCCAAAGACCUGCGCUCUCAGGUGGUGAGAGAAGCCUGCAUCACUCUGGGUCACCUGUCGCUGGUUCUCGGCAGCCGCUUCGACCACGCAGCGGAGGCCGUCAUGCCGGCGCUGCUCAACCUGGUUCCCAACAGUGCCAAAAUCAUGGCCACGUCCGGCGUGGCCGUCAUCCGCCUCAUCCUCAGACAAACUCACUACCCUCGUCUCAUCCCCAUCAUCGCCACCAACUGUGCAUCCAAAUCUGUGGCGGUCAGGAGACGCUGCUUUGAGUUUUUGGAGUUGAUGCUGCAGGAGUGGCAGACCAGCUCACUGGAGAGACAUGGGACAGUUGUGAUGGAGACGAUAAAGAAAGGAAUUCACGAUGCAGACGCCGAGGCUCGCUCUGUGGCCAGAAAGUGUUACUGGAGUUACCACGCCCACUUCAGCAGGGAGGCAGAGCAGCUCUUCCAGGGCCUGGAGUCGUCCUAUCAGAAAGCUCUGCAGGCUCACCUGAGGAGCGGGGACAGUCUGAUGUCACUGCCCGCCUCUGACCGCUCCUCCUCCUCCUCUCAAGAGAGCCUCAAUCGACCCGUGUCUGUCAAAAGCAGCACCAGAAGCAACACCAGCAGAAGUAAACACGCCAAACCCACUCACUCCUCCAGAACUGCCGCCACCGCAGCUUCCUCUCCAGGCUCCCUCCAACGUUCUCGCAGUGACGUGGACGUGAACGCCGCCACCACUGCCACAGCCCGCACCAGGAUGCCCACAGUCCCCUCUGUGUCCUCAGCUUCUCCCUUCAGCGCGGCCUCGGCGCUUCCUCCUGGAUCCUAUGCUUCUCUGGACGCCUCAUGGUCUGUGAAUGCAGAUGGUCGAGUGAGAACCCGGAGGACGAGCGCAGGAAACGGUCCGUGUGUGACGGACAGUCGCGGUCGUAGCAGAGGGAAGGUCGUGUCACAGUCUCAGCCCGGGAGUCGCUCGGGUUCUCCGGGUCGUCUGCUGAGCGCCACCUACGGCAGAAAACCAAGACCUACGAUGGGCACCGCCGCCGCCGCCACAAACCCCAACACGUCAACCAGUCUGACAGACAAGAGCCGGCCUCGAGGUCACCGCAGUCAGGGCUGCAGCCGAGAGACCAGUCCCUCCAGAUCAGGAAUGGCCCGCAGUCGAAUCCCUCGACCGAGCAUGAGUCAGGGCUGCAGCCGUGAAACCAGUCGCGAGAGCAGCCGCGACACCAGCCCCACCAGGGGUUUCUCCCCCCUGGUGACGCGGCGUCACUCCCGCUCCACCAGCGCCCUCUCGUCAGCAGAGUGCUACUCAGACCGACUUUCCCACCAGGCUCGGAUCUCGGCCUCCGUCAACGCCAUGAAAAUCCUCAACACGGGCACUGAGGUGGAGGCCGCGGUGGCAGACGCUCUGCUGUUAGGAGACUCCAGGAGUAAGCAGCGACGCCCGGCGCGGCGGCGCUUCGAGUCGCCUGGCAUGUACUCGGACGACGACGCCAACAGCGAUGCGUCCAGCGCCUGCUCCGAGCGCUCGUACGGCUCGCGCAACGGCGGCAUGGCGCCGCACUACCUGCGCCAGGACGUGGACGUGGCGGAGGUCCUGAACCACUGCGCCAGCUCUAACUGGUCUGAGAGGAAGGAGGGUCUGCUGGGACUGCAGAACCUGCUCAAGAGCCAGAGGAUGCUCAGUCGCGUGGAGCUGAAGAGACUGUGUGAGAUCUUCACCAGGAUGUUUGCAGACCCUCACAGUAAGGUGUUCAGCAUGUUCCUGGAGACUCUGGUGGACUUCAUCAUUCUUCACAGAGACGACCUGCAGGACUGGCUCUUUGUUCUGCUCACCCAGCUGCUGAAGAAGAUGGGAGCAGACCUGCUGGGCUCCGUCCAGGCCAAAGUCCAGAAGGCUCUGGACGUCACCAGAGAGUCUUUCUCAUACGAGCAGCAGUUCAACAUCCUCAUGCGUUUCAUCGUGGACCAGACGCAGACGCCCAACCUGAAGGUGAAGGUGGCCAUCCUGCGCUACAUCGAGGCUCUCGCUCGCCAGAUGGACCCGUCCGACUUUGUCAACUCCAGCGAGACGCGCCUCGCCGUCUCGCGCAUCAUCACGUGGACGACCGAGCCAAAGAGCUCCGACGUCCGCAAGACCCUUCACAACUGGGCAGGGGAGGAUUUCUCAGGUCGCUGCAGCACUGUGGCCUCUCUGCCAGGAGAGGGAAACCUGGAGGAGAGGUGCAAACAGGCAGCUCAGGUGGUGCUGAUCGCUCUGUUUGAGUUGAACACACCAGAGUUCACCAUGCUGCUCGGAGCUCUGCCUAAAACCUUCCAGGACGGAACGACCAAGUUGCUGCACAACCACCUGAGGAACGCCAGCGCCAACAGUGGCAUCGUCAUGUCGUCUCCCUGUAACUCGAUGGGUCGGACUCCACCUCGACAGUCGAGCAGUCGCAGCAGUCCACUGACCUCACCCACCAACUGCUCCCACGGCGGACUCUCACCCAGUCGUCUAUGGGGCUGGAGCGCAGACGGUCUCUCAAAGUUCCCUCCUCCACCCUUCCCCUCCCCCCCUCUUCCUCCACCCACUGCUCACUCCUCCCUCAAGGCACUGCGGCGAGCUUACUCACCCAGCAUGCUGGAGUACGACAGCGAGAACCUGAACUCGGAGGAAAUCUACAGCUCGCUGCGCGGCGUCACUGAGGCCAUCCAGAACUUCAGCUUCCGCAGCCAAGAGGAUCUGAUGGAGCCGCUGAGGCGCGACGGCAAGAGGGAUGGCAUGGCCGGUGUGGCGUCGUCUUCAGACUCUGGUGUUGACCUGAUGGAGGGCGGACGCACGGCGUUAGACAACAAGACGUCGCUGCUGAACACGCCGUCACCGCGCUCCUUCACCGGCCCGCGCUUCCGUGACUAUAAUCCCUACAACUAUACUGACAGCAUCAGCACGGUGGACAAAGCUGCCCUGAAGGAGGCGCUAUAUGAGGACGCUGUCGACGGGCGUCGACAAGAAAGUGUUGAAAACAAGAUCCUGCCCCCGAAAAGUUUCCCCACGAGUCCCUCGGAGCAGUUGGAGCUGGUGGGGGAGCUGCUGAAGGAGCUCUCUCAGGGUCAGGUGGGGGAGCGAGGGCCUGAGGAGCGUCGAGGGAACCUGCUGGAGCUGCUGAAGGUGGUGAGAGAGGACAGCGUGUUGGUGUGGGAGGAACACUUCAAAACCAUGCUGCUGCUGCUGCUGGAGACGCUGGGAGACAAAGACCACACGAUCCGAGCUCUGUCUCUGCGAGUCCUGAAGGAGAUCCUGAGGAACGAACCGGCUCGGUUCAAGAACUACGCCGAGCUCACUAUCAUGAAGACUCUGGAGGCUCACAAAGACUCUCACAAGGAGGUGGUGCGGGCGGCGGAGGAAGCGGCGUCCACACUGGCGAGCUCCAUCCUCCCUGAUCAGUGCAUCAAGGUUCUGUGUCCCAUAGUGCAGACGGCCGACUAUCCCAUCAACCUGGCUGCUAUUAAGAUGCAGACCAGAGCCAUCGAACGCAUCACCAAGGAGCCGCUGCACCAGCUGCUGCCUGACGUCAUUCCAGGACUCCUGCAGGGUUACGACAACACGGAGAGCAGCGUGAGGAAGGCCAGCGUCUUCUGCCUCGUCGCCAUCUACUCUGUGAUGGGGGAGGAGCUGAAGCCGUAUCUGGCUCAGCUGACUGGCAGCAAGAUGAAGCUGCUGAACUUGUACAUCAAGCGAGCGCAGACGUCGACCAGCAACAGCAGCAGCUCCUCCGACAUCUCCUCCUACUGACGCGCCGCGUCGUCUCUGUCCAGCUGAUCCGUCCACGUCUCCGGCGAGGACGACAGCGCGAUUGUCUCUCUGUGGUUUUUCUUUGCUGAUAAAAGUCGUCACGACUGCGUUUGAGUCACAAGCCUUAAAACUUCAGCUUCCACGUCUCCAUCGCCCCCGACUUUCAGCCGACGAUCGUAAACGUUUUAAGGUCGCGAGGUGAGUUCAAGGUCGAGGGAGGUGAAGGAAAAACGCCUGCGUCUGUCAGUAUUUCAUUCUCUUUUAUUAGAUUUCUUUGCUUUUGACACAUCAAACCUGAUCAUUUAUUGAAUGUAAAGAGCUCUGAACGAGCGCUGCUGCCUCCUCACGAUCAGAUCAAUCGAUCAUUUUAACGUUCAAAUUGAGGGAAGUGUCCUUUAGAGGCGGAGUUAAAGCGUAAAUCUGCGUACAGAUUAAUGCCGACUACAAAAUGUGACUUUAUAUGAAAUGAUCACUUGGCGGGCCAAUGAUUUAGACCCAAGAACCAGCAGAAGAAUCAGUGUUAGUGCUUAUAUUUGAAUGAAUCAUUGAUUCAUCAUUGUUUUUCUACCUGGAUUGAAAAAUGUUUAAAAACUUUUGAAUCAAAAAUCACUUCAGUUCAAACACUGUUACAUGAAAUUUGAAUAUUCAGUAUAUAUAUAUAUAUAUAUAUAUAUAUAUACAUAUAUACAUAUAAAUACUGUUUAUGUAUGUAUUUGUAAUUUAACUGUGCCACUAAAAACCAACAAUUAAUCAACAACAAUAUUAAUCAUUUCCUGAUGGCAAAUGUUCACAUGUGACUUUAAUCUGGUUUAAUCUGGAUUAUUCGUGAUAAAAAACAAACAUAUUGGUUUAUAUUGUGGUCAAAACAUUUAUUUAUUGUAAGCGUAAAGAUUUUAUCAGAUUUAGUUACUGAUGCGCACAUGUUUUUUUCUCCCAUUUUUCAAUCCAAACAGAAAAUUAAGGAAAAAAACAACUUCCUGUUACUGAUUUAAGAAGUCAAAAAUGGCGACAGGAAGUGAACGUAAACAUUAAUUUCUGAUUAAAGUGGGAGUUUAUUUCGAUUUAGAAUUGUCUGCUGUCGAGUUUAAAACUACUGUCAUUUGAGUUUCAUUCCAAAAUAUUUCUGUAUUUAUAACGUACGUCGUGUUUUUAUUAUUAGUCUUCGUAUUCUCAUUAUCGUGGGUCCUCACUGUCUCUUUGAAUGUGUGAGUCUCUUUAUGACGAUUUCGACCACGAAAAAUGUGAAGGACGAGUUAAUGCCGACGCCUCUGAGGACGAGCGCCGCGUUCUAUGUUUGGACUAGCAAUAAACUGCGAUAAAUCCAGCCACUGUAUAUUUACAUCGCACUCUUCACCGAUCGUUCUUUACCUGUUUUAUUCUUUAUUUUAAAAACGUUACCGCUGCUUCUGAUGAUGCUAACAAACAAAAAACAAGCAAAAACACAAAAUACUUAACUCCACCCGGAUAACGCACUAGCCACGGGAAAAACAAACACGCCACGACAGAGUUCAUGUCGUUCGUUUUCUUGCCAAGACUCAGAAGUUAUUGACGCAAUAUUGCUGCGAUAAUUUGUGCUUCAAUUUUCUUUUUGUGGAUUCGUAAACGGAAGUGGGUGGAGCCUCUUCUUUUGUUCGUUAUGUGAAUCUUCUAGAAGACGUUCACGAAUGCGGACUCUUAUGGAUCAAUGUUAAUUAUUUCUCCCCGACAAAAUCAUCGUAAGAAAACAUAAUAAUGUUACAUAAACAUGACUUCCAAGUGUUUGGGGGCAGAGCUUUAACAAGAGGGGGUGGGAUUUAUAGGUUAAAUUAUUUUUAAAAGUGUAGCUGCUGUUAUGUUGCUAAUAAAUACGAUACGGGAUGAUAUAUUUAUCAUUUCACGAAAAAUGGUUGCAAUUCAUGAUAAUGUUGUGAUAAUUAUACGUAUUAUUUCUGACUACGCGAUUAGAAGAUGCUCACAAAUAGGUCCAGUAUUUGGGGGCGGAGCUUUAACAAUAGGGGGUGGGACUUAUUCUAUUUUUGUCCUUACCAAAAAUUAUUGCAAUUUGCGAUAUUAUUGUGAUAAUUGUUCGCAAAUACGACAAAAAAAACAUUACGUUAUCAAAACAACUAACGUUUAAAAAUGUCUUUAUUAAAUCACAGCUUCCAGUAUGUGGGGAAGGAGCUUCGAAUAGAGGGGUGGGACUUAUUGUUGCAAUUUUUUUUGUCCUGAUCAAAAUAAUUGCAAUUUGCAAUGUUAUCACAAUAAAUAUAAAAAUCUGCCUUAAUAUAUACAGUAUGUUUUUUUUUUUUUGAAUGUGUAAAUUCUGUUAAAUUAGCUACCAUGUUUUUUUGAAAAUGUUUACAAAUACUGACGAUAUGAUUGCGCUAAUUAAAAGGAAAUGUUCCUAACAGAGAAAUCACUUUAUGUUACAUUUUAGUCAGAAAAACACUUCAAAUAUAAGGUUUUUAUUUCUCACGCCUGAUAGAAGCAGAAAGUUCAUACAAAAAUAGUCUUUUCAGAUUUUUGGCAAGAAAACAAUCAAAAGGAAAAAAGAUUGUUUACUGACGUGACACAAAUAAAAAAAACGUCCAUGUUUGUUUGUAUAAAACGUGACCUGAAACUAAAUGGUCAUAAGUAGUGCUUGCAUUGUUUUCUCACGUUAGUUUGACGCAAAGCAAAAAGGACGACGUGCGUGCGAUUCCUCUGAUAGCAGACCUGCUCUAACGCUAACAUUACCGCUAACACACCCUCCAUCACUACACUGCAAAAACACUAAUGUGACGACAACACGUUCUCAUGAUGAUGCACUUGUGUAAAUAGGCGUUUCCGUAGAAACCACUCACACUGACUGCAUGGCUCCUGUUUUUAUUAGUUUUUAGUGCUGCACAGUAUUUAUAUACGCCCUGUGUUUGUCUGUACAUAUUUACAUGAUAUUUACGUGAUUAUUUACAUGAUAUUUACCUGUUUGGUUCUUUCACCUGUGAGAAAACUUCGCAGAACUUUUAUUUUCUUCCUCAUCUGAUUUUGUUUGUUUUUUUCUGCAGUGAAUAAAAAGUGUUUUUAUACCCGACUGUGACCGACUCCACGCCAAAAUAACAAUAAAACUGUUUGAAAACAUCAACAAAA
Molecule: messenger RNA, 8513 nt
Organism: Solea solea (common sole)
Lineage: Eukaryota; Metazoa; Chordata; Actinopteri; Pleuronectiformes; Soleidae
Product: CLIP-associating protein 1-B-like
Exons: 42
Coding region: 501-5408 (1635 amino acids)
Biological process (GO): mitotic spindle assembly
Cellular component (GO): cytoplasmic microtubule; microtubule organizing center; mitotic spindle
Molecular function (GO): microtubule binding; kinetochore binding
Source: RefSeq, a predicted model, not a curated record